UAAUUAAAUAUGUAUCUUCACAAACAGAACUAAAACCAUGAACUGUUAAAAUGUAUUAGAUCUAAUAAUGAAAUGGAAACACUCUGGCCACUUUUAAAUAUGUUGUUAUUUUCUAUAUCAAAUUAAGGAAAUAAAACAUUAAAAUACUAUACAGCUUGAUACGGGUACAUGCUAUUGAAAAACGAUGAUAAACCCAAAUAAAUUAAUUUUCGAAAAAAUGAAAAUAAGGUUAUUAUAUAAAUGUAUAAAAAAUCGAAUUUACCCACCAGGACUGAUAAAAAAUGUACCUGUAUAAAAUACAUUUGUAAGAAUUAAUUAUUUUAGCUAUGUUUUUCAUAUGUCUACAGUGCAUUGCAACCUUUAUUAGCCAUCGGCAGUGUCAUGUUCCAUCCCUUUGUCUCACAAACUAGCACAAUUGGUGCAUUUUGAGCGGAUUACGUUUAUGAUUUUGGAGAUUCGAACCCCAACAGUUGUGACCAAAGUUUACAGCGUUGAAGGUAGUGUGGUGCUACCCAUGCUCUAUCUCACAACCUCACUAUAAAAAGAGUUCCAUGGUGAAGAGUGGACACAGUGGUCUAGUGGUAACACUGUCUGACUACGAAACCAAGUCAUGAGUUCGAGUCACCGUUCCUAAAAAUGUAUUACUUGCACGUACUUGUGUGCCGAACGGCUGCAGCUAUACUGCACUGUGUAAUUUCAUAUUGGCAUUAGACGACGAACGUAAAAUUCUUGUCCGCUUCACUGCUUUUGUCUUCACCUUAAUUUGUCCGAAACGACGUCAACGUCAUGUUUCCAAAAAUGGUUUCAACAGUAUAGGCAACGCAACUGCACUGAAUGGCUUUAUGUAUUUAGAAGUUUUUGUGGUACCAUAAAUUGCAUAAAGAAUAACAACAUGUGUAGUAUGAAUAUUUGUAUGUCAUAAAAGUACGGAAUCCGGUAAGUGCCACAUUGAAUGUCGUGUGUCACCCUUUGGGGGCGACACACGACAUGGCGCACGACAUUGCAACGCGACGGACCACAAUGUACAACGAUACACGACAUUUUAACAUUUGAAUGUCUCAUUGUCGCGCUAUUUUCGCAUGUCGAGGUAAUUUAUUAAGGGCGACACACGACAUUCAACGAGACAUACGACAACGAGCAAUGACACACGACUGUAUCGCGCAAAUGUCGCGGAAUUGUCGCAUGUCGAGGUAAUUUAUUGAGGGAGACACACGACAAUCAACGCGACACACGACACGACUCACGUUGUACAUUGUCGUCCGUCGCGUUGCAAUGUCGUUCGUUGUGUUGCGUUGAAUGUUGUGUGCCGCGUUCUUAGUGCGACACACGACACGGCACUCGACAAUGAACAACGACACUCAAUUUUUACUGCAAUAUUUUUUUGCCAAAUGUUAAAAUCUCGUGUGUCGUUGUACAUUGUCGUCCGUCGCGUUGCAGUGUCGUGCGUCGUGUCGUGUGUCGCGUUGAUUGUUUUUCGUCUCCCUCAAAGAGCGACACACGACAUUCAAUGUGGCACUAACCGGAUUCCGUAUAAAAGAGAAAAUAAGUAUAUAAAUUCGGGUGACUGCUGCCCGUAGCGAGACAUAUACAAGCAGCAGUAAACGUAGUAUUAGUAAGUUGUCUCGCUUAUAUUAAAACUGUCCUCUUUUCCAAUAAUUAUUUGAUAAAUCUUACAGCAUUCAAUACUCCGUAUUUAACAAACCAUUAAUGUGCCUUUCACGUCGUUAGACGGACGAGAGGCUGUAUACAACGGAAAUACAAAGAAGAUAAGUGAGUUCUGUGCUGAAUUUCACGUGAAUGUUAAGAUGACUUGCAGUUCAGACGAGCUUUCAUCGCUGUUCCAGGUAGCUGAGGCGGUAAAAGAGAAAGGGCUGGGGACAUGUGGUCUUAUAUUCGGUAUAGACUACACGAUGAGCAACAAGGUCCAGGGAGAGAAAACUUUCCGUGGGAGAAGUUUACAUGACAUCAGCGAAGAUAUGAAAAAUCCGUAUCAGCAGGUGAUAGAAAUCCUUGGAGAAACUUUAGAAUAUUUCGACAAUGACAGAGUUAUUCCGGCAUUUGGAUUUGGUGACUUCGAAACUAAAGAUCAAGGAAUAUUUUCUCUGACUGAAGAGGGGUAUUGCCAUGGAUUCAGAGAAGUUUUGGAUACUUAUAAUAUGGUGACACCGUGUGUAAAGUUGUAUCGGCCAACGAAUUUCGCCCCGAUUAUUUACAAGGCAAUCAACAUUGUUGAAGAAACCAAAAAGUACCAUAUUUUAGUGAUAGUAGCGGACGGACAGAUGACUAGUGAAGAAGACACUGAACGUGCUAUAGUGAAAGCUUCAGAGUGUGCACUCUCUAUCAUAGUUAUAGGUGUUGGAGAUGGACCCUGGGGCGUAAUGAGGGAGUUUGAUGAUAAACUUCCCGACAGAUUAUUUGAUAAUUUCCAGUUCGUAGAAUUCAACGAAGUGAUGGCGUCAUCUAUGCAUCCUCCAGCUGCCUUCGCCCUCAGCUGCUUAAAAGAGAUUCCACAUCAAUAUAAAGCUAUCAAAGAACUUGGAUAUUUAGAAGAUUUGUAAUCGUUUAAUUUAAAAUUAGAGACUGAAUGUUGAAAUUAUUAUAUGAUCUGAACGCUGAAUGUUAAAAUCAUCAUUUAAUUAGAUAUAAGACAUUGAAAACUAAAAUUAUCAUUUAAUUUGAAAUUAAAAACUGAAGAUUAAAAUUAUCAUUUAAUUUGAAAUUAGGGACUUAAUGCUAAAAUUGUGUUCGUUGAAAAUAACAUUGACGAUUGUAUACUUUUCUGAAAUUAUGUUCGUUGCAAAUAACAAAGACGAUGGUAUACUUCUGAAUAUGCAAAUGCUUUGUUCAUUUGUAACAUUUUGCUACAUAUAUAUAGAGGAUUUGGUGUAUCUGGGUACUUACUGAUGUGAAUAUGUUGUCGCUUCUUUUUUGUUGUUGUUAUAGUUGUUAUGAU
Molecule: messenger RNA, 2953 nt
Organism: Mercenaria mercenaria
Lineage: Eukaryota; Metazoa; Mollusca; Bivalvia; Venerida; Veneridae
Exons: 7
Coding region: 1806-2558 (250 amino acids)
Source: RefSeq, a predicted model, not a curated record